ACGUACAGUUACAUAUCGAUAGGCGUAACCCUGACGUGCAGCAGAAUGGAAGUUGUUGCGCCUUACGCAUCGUGGGCACUGGGUCUCCUUUCGCAACUUAGUCAGCAAGCUUCUCCGGCUUCAGUAGCUGCGACCUCAGCACCGGUUGUUAAAACAGCUAUACCUAGCCCGAUGUCCUUAGGCCUAAAGAUCCUGUUGGAGCCAACAGCCGGCGGUUUGGUCUUCCGCGCUGCGAGCAACACGCUGGCGAUUGUGUACCCCGUGUAUGCGAGCGCCAAGGCUAUCGAGUCUGAAGGCUCAGCCGAUGACGUCCAGUGGCUAACAUACUGGACGCUGUAUGGGAGCAUCAUCCUGGCCGAGCAUGUGGCGGACAAGGUGCUAGGCAGGGUGCCGUACUACUACCACGCCAAGUUCGCGGCGCUGCUGUGGCUGCAGCUGCCUCAGACGCGGGGUGCCACCUACCUCUACACGCGCUACUACAAGCCCGCACUGGCGCGGUACGGCCCGCGGAUAGACGCGGUGCUGGCCAGGGGGCAGCAGCUGCUGUCGCUGCUGUACUCCACCUACCGGCUGCCCUUGGAGGCCUCCCUGGC
This is a messenger RNA of Astrephomene gubernaculifera, 593 nucleotides long. The record is from the annotation of a GenBank genome assembly. NCBI's taxonomy places the organism in Eukaryota, Viridiplantae, Chlorophyta, Chlorophyceae, Chlamydomonadales, Astrephomenaceae.